UGGUGCGACCCGCGCCGCGCCGCCGCCGCUGAGCUCGCGGGCCACGCCGAGCUCGGACGCGGGAGCGGGAAGAUGUUUUCCGCGCUCAAGAAGCUGGUGGGGUCGGAGCCGGCUCCGGGCCGCGAGAAGAACAUCCCCGCCGGACUGCAGUCCAUGAACCAGGCGCUGCAGCGGCGCUUCGCCAAGGGAGUGCAGUACAACAUGAAGAUAGUGAUCCGAGGAGACAGGAACACGGGCAAGACCGCGCUGUGGCACCGGCUGCAGGGCAGGAAGUUUGUGGAGGAGUACAUCCCCACUCAGGAGAUCCAGGUCACCAGCAUCCACUGGAACUACAAGACCACUGAUGACAUCGUGAAAGUUGAGGUCUGGGAUGUAGUUGACAAAGGAAAAUGUAAGAAGCGAGGCGAUGGCUUGAAGAUGGAGAACGACCCCCAGGAGGCGGAGUCUGAGAUGGCCCUGGACGCCGAGUUCCUGGACGUGUACAAGAACUGUAAUGGGGUGGUCAUGAUGUUUGACAUCACCAAGCAGUGGACCUUCAGCUACGUCGUUCGGGAGCUGCCCAAGGUGCCGACCCACGUGCCAGUGUGUGUGCUGGGCAACUGCCGCGACAUGGGCGAGCACCGCGUCGUCCUGCCCGACGACGUGCGCGGCCUCCUGGACAGCCUGGACAGACCACCGGGCUCCUCCUACUUCCGCUAUGCUGAGUCCUCCAUGAAGAACAGCUUCGGCCUGAAGUACCUUCAUAAGUUCUUCAACAUCCCGUUCCUGCAGCUCCAGAGAGAGACCCUGCUGCGGCAGCUGGAGACCAACCAGCUGGACAUCGACGCCACGCUGGAGGAGCUGUCGGUGCAGCAGGAGACCGAGGACCAGAACUAUGGCAUCUUCCUCGAGAUGAUGGAGGCGCGCAGCCGCGGCCACGCGUCCCCACUGGCGGCCAACGGGCAGAGCCCGUCCUCAGGCUCCCAGUCACCUGUGGUCCCUCUGAGCGCCAUGUCCACGGGGAGCUCCAGCCCCAGCACGCCCCAGCCAGCCCCACCGCUGCCCCCCCACGCCCCCGCAGCCUGCCCCUCCCCGCUGUCCCCCUCGGAGGCUCCUCUACCCCCGGCAAACCCUGUGGUCCCCGCUCCGGCCCCACGACGCAGCAUCAUCUCCCGGCUGUUUGGGACCUCACCAGCUCCUGAGGUGGCCCCUCCCCCCCCAGAUCCGGCCCCAGCUGCAGAGCCUGCCGCGCAAGUCCGGGACGUGGAGGAGUUUGUCCCUGCAGACAGCUUUGACCACAGCUUCCUGGAUGAUGGAGCCCUCCCGAGGGGCGAGAGGACAGCUGAGGCCGAGGUCCCUCGGGACAGUGACAGCGAUGGGGAGGCCCCUGGAGAGCGCCCAACGGUGGCACCUUUCCAGGACGACGUGGACCUUGAGGAUAAGCCGCCCGCAGGCCCCGUGCUCAGCGAGAACAGCACUCUUUCCAAAGAGGAGGCCACUGCCCUGGCCCCCCGGAAGUGCUCCAGGCCAGAGACCCAACAGUCCUCCACAGAGGCCCCAAAGCCACAGAGGGGUGCAGCUCCCAGAACCGCAGAGCCACGAGGGCGCCGUGCUGAGGGCUCCUCUCCCGAGCCCAAGAACGGGAAGGAUGGGUCAGCAGCGUCGACAGAGAGUGACCCCGAGGGCCCCAUUGCCGCCCAGAUGUUGUCCUUUGUCAUGGAUGACCCUGACUUUGAGAGCGACUUAGACACUCCGCGGAGAGCGGAUGAGUUCCCAGUGCGAGAGGACCCCUCUGACGUGACAGAUGAGGAGGCCGGCCCUGCGCAGAUGCCCCCGCCCCCCAAGCCCUCCGCCCUGCCCUUCAGAGUGAAGGGCGACGUGGAUCUCUUCGGGCUGGGGCUCGAGGAGACGGGCCACAAGGCCAGCAGCGGUGAAGACAAAGAGGGCAGGCCUCCCUCCAAGGAGAAGAAGAAGAAGAAGAAGAAAAGCAAGGAGGAGGAAGAAAGGGCUGCAAAGAAGAGGAGCAAGCAUAAGAAGAGCAAGGAGGAGGGCCGGGAGGACCGGCGGCGGGGCAAGAGGACCACCGUGGACGAACUGGAGGCCUUCCUUGGGGGCGGGGCCCCGGGCGGCCAUCUCCGCGGGGGCGGGGACUACGAGGAGCUUUAGACCUGGCCGCUGCCCGGGCGCACGCACACUGCGUACUCGCUGCGGGUUCUGGGCCGCCCUGCAGGGAGUGGGCAGCGGGCACCGGCCGUUGCUUCUCAGGGAGGGGCUGAGGCCCAGGAGGCUGGCGAGGCUGUUUACAAAGGCCGGAGCGCCCUGGUCCCCGCCCACCGCAUGCGGGCAGGCUCAGCUUCCUGCGCAGCUCCACCAGGCUGCCCACCGCUGGACCGGGCCCUCGGCACGUCUGCGGACGCUGGGCAGUGCCGCGCAUUCCUGGGGGAGGCUCUUCCCAGGCACCGUGUCCAGCGUCGCACCUGCUCGCGCGCCACCAGCGGAGCCAGAAUGUCCUCACUCAUUUCCUUUUUCUCCUUCCACACUCGACUCCAACCAUAAAGUCCUG
This is a messenger RNA of Molossus molossus (Pallas's mastiff bat), 2542 nucleotides long. It is a transcript of the gene RABL6, whose product is annotated as RAB, member RAS oncogene family like 6. The record is from RefSeq and is a predicted model, not a curated record. The coding region runs from base 73 to 2145 and encodes 690 amino acids. NCBI's taxonomy places the organism in Eukaryota, Metazoa, Chordata, Mammalia, Chiroptera, Molossidae. The transcript is spliced from 15 exons. Gene Ontology annotation, molecular function: GTP binding. Gene Ontology annotation, cellular component: nucleus; cytosol.